AUGCUUCUUGAUACAGACAAGGUAGAUUUCGAUGCCAAAGACACAAAAUAUGGCCGGACACCGUUAUCAUGGGCUGCUGAAGGUGGUCAUGAUGCUGUUGUCCAGAUGCUUCUCGACACAAAUAAGGUGGAUGUCGAUGCCAAAGACACAGAAUUUGGCCAGACACCAUUAUCAUGGGCUGCCGGGGGUGGUCACGAUGCUGUUGUCAAGAUGCUUCUCGACACAAACAAGGUGGAUGUCGAUGCCAAAGACACAAGAUAUGGCCAGACACCAUUAUCAUGGGCUGCUAAGGGUGGUCACGAUGCUGUUGUCAAGAUGCUUCUCGACACAAGCAAGGUGGAUGUCAAUACUAAAAGUGUAGACAACUAUACACCACUACUCUUGGCUGCUAAGUGUGGUCACGAUGCUGUUGUCAAGAUGCUUCUCGACACAAACAAGGUGGAUGUCGAUGCUAAAAGUACAGAUAACUCUACACCACUACUCUUAGCUGCUAAGGGUGGUCACGAUGCUGUUGUCAAGAUGCUUCUCGACACAAACAAGGUGGAUGUCGAUGCCAAAGACACAAGAUAUGGCCAGACACCAUUAUCAUGGGCUGCUGAGGGUGGUCACGAUGCUGUUGUCAAGAUGCUUCUCGACACAAACAAGGUGGAUGUCGAUGCUAAAAGUAUAGGUAACUCUACACCACUACUCUUUGCUGCUAAGUGUGGUCACGAUGCUGUUGUCAAGAUGCUUCUUGAUACAGAUAAGGUGGAUGUCGAUGCCAAAGACACAAGAUAUGGCCAGACACCAUUAUCAUGGGCUGCUGAGGGUGGUCACGAUUCUGUUGUCAAGAUGCUUCUCGACACAAACAAGGUGGAUGUCGAUGCUAAAAGUAUAGGUAACUCUACACCACUACUCUUUGCUGCUAAGUGUGGUCACGAUGCUGUUGUCAAGAUGCUUCUUGAUACAGACAAGGUAGAUUUCGAUGCCAAAGACACAAAAUAUGGCCGGACACCAUUAUCAUGGGCUGCUGAGGGUGGUCACGAUUCUGUUGUCAAGAUGCUUCUCGACACAAACAAGGUGGAUGUCGAUGCUAAAAGUAUAGGUAACUCUACACCACUACUCUUUGCUGCUAAGUGUGGUCACGAUGCUGUUGUCAAGAUGCUUCUUGAUACAGACAAGGUAGAUUUCGAUGCCAAAGACACAAAAUAUGGCCGGACACCAUUAUCAUGGGCUGCUGAAGGUGGUCAUGAUGCUGUUGUCCAGAUGCUUCUCGACACAAACAAGGUGGAUGUCGAUGCCAAAGACACAGAAUUUGGCCAGACACCAUUAUCAUGGGCUGCCGAGGGUGGUCACAAUGUUGUUGUCCAGAUGCUUCUCGAUACAAACAAGGUGGAUGUCGAUACUAAAAGUGUAGACGACUCUACACCACUACUUUUGGCUGCCAAGGGUGGUCACGGUGCUGUUGUCCAGAUAUAUCUUGACAUAAACAAGGUGGAUGCCAAUACUAAAAGUAUAGACAACUCUACACCACUACUCUUGGCUGCUAAGGGUGGUCACUAUGCUGUUGUCAAGAUGCUUCUUGAUACAGACAAGGUAGAUUUCGAUGCCAAAGACACAAAAUAUGGCCGAACACCAUUAUCAUGGGCUGCCGGGGGUGGUCACGAUGCUGUUGUCAAGAUGCUUCUCGACACAAAUAAGGUGGAUGUCGAUGCCAAAGACACAGAAUAUGGCCAAACACCAUUAUCAUGGGCUGCCGAGGGUGGUCACGAUGCUGUUGUCCAGAUGUUUCUCGACACAAACAAGGUGGUUGUCGAUACUAAAAGUGCAGACGACUCUACACCACUACUUUUGGCUGCUAAGGGUGGUCACCAUGCUGUUGUCCAGAUACUUCUCGAUACAGACGAGGUGGAUGUCAAUACUAAAAGUUCAGACGACUCUACACCACUACUUUUGGCUGCCAAGGGUGGUUACAAUGCUGUUGUCAAGAUGCUUCUCGACACAAACAAGAUGGAUGUCAAUACUAAAAAUUCAAACGACUCUACACCACUACUUUUGGCUGCUAAGGGUGGUCACGAUGCUGUUUUCCAGAUGCUUCUUGAUACAGACAAGGUAUAUUUCGAUGCCAAAGACACAGAAUAUGGCCGGACACCAUUAUCAUGGGCUGCCGGGGGUGGUCACGAUGCUGUUGUCAAGAUGCUUCUCGACACAAACAAGGUAGAUGUCGAUGCUAAAGACACAAAAUAUGGCCAGACACCAUUAUCAUGGGCUGCUGAAGGAGUAUACAGGCGGCGGGGUGGCAGGGUCGACCCCGCCACCCUACCACCCGACGAACUUUUCGUCUUAUCGGCCAAUAAAAACUCUGUAUUUCAUUUUUUGUGGGUAAUAUGA
Penicillium taxi is the source of this 2370-nucleotide messenger RNA. RefSeq names its product ankyrin repeat domain-containing protein 50. The coding region runs from base 1 to 2370 and encodes 789 amino acids. Gene Ontology annotation, molecular function: protein binding. The record is from RefSeq and is a predicted model, not a curated record. The transcript has a single exon. NCBI's taxonomy places the organism in Eukaryota, Fungi, Ascomycota, Eurotiomycetes, Eurotiales, Aspergillaceae.